GGCUUGUUGCCAGGCAACUGCGGACACCAAACCGAUAGAAAGAUUUAUGACCAAAGCGAAAUCGCAGCUCGCUUGCGAUCCUCGCUCCGCGAGGAUUUAACCUACUAUUUCCCUACUUCAUCGUAUGUAGCAGCUAGAGAUCACUCAUCCAUUUGCAAUGGCAGAUCGAGGCAGCUAAAGAAUGCCUAAAGAUAUAUUUGUCCCCCUUUCCCAUGUGAUUGCUUAACCUCGGUCUGUAUAUCUACCAGUGUGUGAAAGCCAGUAACCAAUCCUCAAUUACUCGUAUGUAGACAAUUAUCGCCACAGUGGGGCAGGUGCUGGGGAUCUUUGGGGACGUGAAAAUAACCCACUUUGAAUCUGUUUAUGUACAGCAGAUUAAACUUAAAAAAUCAGGUAAACUACAAGAAAUAUUAAAAUUUCAAAUAAUUUUCUAGCUUUUUAAAAGUUUAAUUAAUUUUUAUUAUAAUAAUUAUGAUAACAAUUAUUUUUUUUCUAUAUCAGAAUGUCAGAAUUACGGAAGCCUUAACAGUUAUACCAGAAAGAUUACGUACACUGGUGGCGGUUAUUGUGACAAUGGAAUCGGACCUGGUUGGUUUCGUUUCGAGGGGUCCGCCGGUACAAGAAUGGCAACUACAUGUCCACCUAUACUCAGAUGUGGCACUUAUGCAACCGGCUGGUUGAAUGGUGGACACCCUGCAGUAGCAGAUGGUCAGGUCAGCAGGCAGGUGUGCUUUCACUGGAGUAAUAACUGCUGUCGCGGGUCAACAAACAUCAAAGUGAGAAAUUGUGGUUCACAUUAUGUGUACUAUCUUAGUGGUACACCUACUUGUAAUGUCCGUUAUUGUGGUACUAACUGA
Messenger RNA from Porites evermanni, 857 nucleotides. NCBI's taxonomy places the organism in Eukaryota, Metazoa, Cnidaria, Anthozoa, Scleractinia, Poritidae. The record is from the annotation of a GenBank genome assembly.